This is a messenger RNA of Ilex paraguariensis (yerba mate), 441 nucleotides long. The record is from the annotation of a GenBank genome assembly. NCBI's taxonomy places the organism in Eukaryota, Viridiplantae, Streptophyta, Magnoliopsida, Aquifoliales, Aquifoliaceae.
AUGGCCGAAGAAUUCCAAGAAUUUGAAGUUAUUUUCCAGGAAAAUGAUGUGAACGAAGAGUUCCCAGGUCAUUCAAGUUACCUGGAAUCGCAAAACAACAAGUUGAUGAGAGGGAAAAAGAAGAAGAAUUCAGUUCCAGUGAAAAUCCCAGAAAAUGUUUCCGGGAAUUCAAGGUUUAAACAGGUGGAUUCAGGCUUCUUUGACGAUGAACAUUGUGGUGGUGACGAUGGAGAGAUAGGGCCGCCCCACGUGAUCUCGGGGCGGCGAAUCUCCAGAAAAAUGGCGUUCUCCGUCUGCACUGGAAAUGGGAGGACUCUUAAAGGCCGGGACUUGAGUCAAGUCCGGAAUUCUAUUCUCAGGAUGACUGGUUUCAUUGAAGCUUGACCAAACGCUAAACAUGAAUGGAGGAAAAUAAUGAAAGAAAGAAAGAAAGUGAAGGAA